Molecule: messenger RNA, 879 nt
Organism: Rotaria sp. Silwood2
Lineage: Eukaryota; Metazoa; Rotifera; Eurotatoria; Philodinida; Philodinidae
Source: the annotation of a GenBank genome assembly
AUGUAUGUGCUGUUAAUUGCUUUGUUCAUAACAGGUAUUCAAGCUCAAAAUAAAUGCUCAUGUUUAUGUUGUCUUGGUCAAUAUUGUCAGCCUUUGAUGGUAGGUACUGUUAAUGUACAAAAUUGUUCAACAGAAACAUGUUUAUCACAAUGUCGUUGUUCGUAUCCACAAUGUGCAGCAAAUUAUCCAUACGGUCAAAUACUUGCACAAUGUUCAUCGCCUGCUUAUACUUUAUUUAAUUGUGAAUGUAAAUGUUGUAAUACAGGUCUUUUUACAUGUAUACCAACAUUCGUCGGUUAUAGUACUUCAUAUUUAUGCGACAUAAGUUCAUGUAGUAUAGCAUGUAGUAUUCAGUAUCCAAUGCAAUGUGUAUCGAGUCAAAAUGGACAAACACAAGGUUUAUGUACGGGUCCUGUGACAACAACAACAACAAGUACACCAAUGCCGCCUUGGUUAGGUAAUAUAUGUUCAUGUUCACAUUGUCAACCAGGUUUUACUUGUUCACCAAAUUUAUUGGUCGGUAUAACUUCAGCAUCACAAUGUUCUUCACCGGCUUGUACUCAAGCAUGUCAAAAUCGAUAUGUAUCAACAUGUUCACCAACUUAUUUAAAUCAAAUUAGUGGUGUAUGUUUAAGUGAAACCAAUGGAAGAACAAAAUGUAAAUGUAAUUGUUGUGGUGGAUAUGGUUGUAUAGAUUAUGAACUUAAUACAAAUGAAACUUGUACAACAUGUUAUGCAAAAUGUCUACAAGUAUCACCUUGUACUAGUACGCUUCCAGUGACAUAUACAUGUACUUUAAAUAAGUCCAUAAUAUUAACGAAUUAUUCUUUUUCAAUUAUUAUUCUGACAUUAAUAAUUGCUGUGAUUCUUUUAAAUUAA